AUGGCGCUGAUAGUAUCGUGCAGCCCCUAUGCAACCACGCAGAUGGUAUCACUGGAAGUUGGGCCAGAAGCGACCCGCUUCCUCGUCCACGACAGUGUCUUGAGCCGUAGCGAAGUCCUUGCCGCAAAGUCCUAUCCACUGGCCUUCGUCAAGCAAUCCGUACUUCUCCCGGAACUGGAUCUAAACACAGCACACACUCUGGUACACUACUUAUAUACCGGCAAAUACCAGAGUCUCAAUACACUGGCAUCGUCGGACAAAGUCAUACCCGAAGUCUACAAGCUCGGCGCCGGUGUAUACUGCGCUGCCGCUCGCUACAAGCUACCCGGUCUUGCUGAGCUUGCGCAGAACAAGCUGAAGUCUCUCGACGAAGAGAUGAGCAUUUUCGAUAUCCUCACCGUCGCGAGAGACCAUGCAUUCCCUUUGCUACCAGAAGAUGAUCUGUGGUAUCCGGGCUAUGUUGAACAGUCGCUCAACGAUGCCAUGGCGGACGAUCCAGAGCCGUUCCGCAAGCCGGACUUCAUUACGACGGUGGAGGGUAAUAGCAGGCUCCUGCAACUCGUCUGGAAGACUGUGAUGAGUAACUACGCUCGAGCGCCUGCGACGCCAGUUGUCAGUAACGAAGAAGCUUCCACUCCAACAGCUGAGCUCGUGCCGGAGCUGCAUGAGCCGGCCGGUGGUGAAGUCGCUAUUCCUACAAUUGCGUCACCCAAGGAGGAAGACGUAGAAGAGACCGCAGCGAAGUCGGUGUCAGCGUCUUCUCCAAAGGAUGUCGUUGAUGAAGCACCAGUUGCAAACGAAGCAAUCGUUUCAAAGCCAACUGAAGAAAUCGCACCGAAGCUUGAAGAAGCACAACCCGUCGAGAAGCCAGCAACGCUCGAGCCCUUCACGGACGAGCUGGACUUCAAGUCCUCAAAAACGUACCAGCAGAUGGGCAACAGGAAGCCUGAGCCAGUGGAAGCUAGUGUCCCUAUGCCGAAAGUACCAGUCCAUGUACGUUCGGACUCGGUGAUGCAGGUCGAGAAGCCGUCGGUAACAUCUGUCGAUGGAGAGAUGAAGACUGAUGAUGCUGCACAAGUAGAAGCUACGCCCGACAGAGCAGUGGCCGAUUUGGAAGAGUUGGAAGCUCUUGCAACUCAAGGAAAGAAGAAGAAGAGUAAGAAAGCCAAGAAGUCGAAGCAGGGUCUUGUCGAGUAG
Alternaria triticimaculans is the source of this 1197-nucleotide messenger RNA. RefSeq lists its product as uncharacterized. The coding region runs from base 1 to 1197 and encodes 398 amino acids. The transcript has a single exon. The record is from RefSeq and is a predicted model, not a curated record. NCBI's taxonomy places the organism in Eukaryota, Fungi, Ascomycota, Dothideomycetes, Pleosporales, Pleosporaceae.